AUGAUAAAAAAAUUUAAAUUUACAAAUGUAUCACCAUCUGUCUUUUGUUCCUUUGUUCCAAAAUUAAUUUCCAAAAGACAAUUUCACGUCACAUCAAUUAACAAGAAAGAUGACAAGAAAGAUGACAAGCAAGAUGGCAAGAAAGAUGACAAGCAAGAUGACAAGCAAGAUGACUUUGAUCGAGUAAAGUAUGAAGUAUCUCCAAUAUAUCGUGAAAAAGCAGGACAUUUGCUAGAUCUUAAAGGAUCAAAAAUCUUUACAGAGCAUCGAUAUUCAACAAUGAAUUUUCGUAUUUCACCGCGCAAAUUAAAUUUUUUGGGACGUCAAAUCGCAAAAAAACCAUUGAACGAAGCGAUAAAACAAAUGGAAUUUUCACAUAAAAAAGCAUCAAAGAAAAUAAUGCAUUCAUUGAUAACGGCUAGACAUCAUGCACAGUUAUAUAAAAAGAUGAACAUUGACAAUUGUUAUAUAGAACAAGCUUGGGUUGGUAAAGGCUAUUAUCGUAAGAAACCAAAUUAUGCAGCUAGAGGUAGAAUGAGUUAUAUGUUAAUUAAGAAAUCUCACAUGAAGUAUAUAAUAAAAGAGAAGAAAGUGAACUUGAAAGAGGAGGAAGAAGGUAUUAAACGAAAACGUAAAUAUAAAGGCUUUAAUUAUGAGAGAAAAAAAGUCUGGAUGCCUUUAAUUGAGAACAAACCAAUUUAUAAUCCAUCUAAAUUUUAUAAUUGGUGA
This is a messenger RNA of Entrophospora sp. SA101, 729 nucleotides long. The record is from the annotation of a GenBank genome assembly. Lineage: Eukaryota; Fungi; Glomeromycota; Glomeromycetes; Entrophosporales; Entrophosporaceae.